Molecule: messenger RNA, 982 nt
Organism: Anguilla anguilla (European eel)
Lineage: Eukaryota; Metazoa; Chordata; Actinopteri; Anguilliformes; Anguillidae
Gene: cxcl-c13b
Product: interleukin-8
Exons: 4
Coding region: 43-429 (128 amino acids)
Biological process (GO): inflammatory response; chemokine-mediated signaling pathway; neutrophil chemotaxis
Cellular component (GO): extracellular region
Molecular function (GO): chemokine activity; CXCR chemokine receptor binding
Source: RefSeq, a predicted model, not a curated record
AUCCAGAGCGCGGGUUAGUCUCGAGCUCAGUUUAGCUUCACGAUGAGGUUCUACGUCCACGCGCUGAGCGUCCUCGUCGCUUUCACACUCUCCAUAUUUCUCAACAAAGACCAGUUGGGAGAGAGCGCAUUCGUUCCAAUGAGAUGCUUGUGUCCACAGACCAACCCGGUUAUCAGACGUCCCCUUAUUGAUUUCUUAGUGAUCAGGAAAGGCCCACACUGCCCUACAGCUGAAAUCAUAGUCAAGCUGGCGAACAAUAAGGAAUUAUGUUUGAGUCCAAAGGGCCAGCAGGGCAAAAGGCUGCGCAGGUGCUGGAACAGGAGUGAGAAAAAUGGAGGGGAUAAGAAGAAAUGCCUGCAGAGGAGGAGGAGGAAGGCACAGCAGAGAAAGGGGUUGGGGCAGACCCCCGGAAUGGGGGACACUUCCUGAAUGGCUUCAACACGCCCAACUGAUGGAAGAGCAAGGCAUUCUGGGAUUGAGUUGAUUGUGCUGGACCUAUACCUCAGAGAGGACUUCCGCUGCAUAUGCUUAGGGCAUGUUUCAGGAGCUCAAAAUGGCCCCUGGAUCCACCGAGGGUCCAUCACCUGUACAUACAACCACAGAAGAGAUGCCCGGGCUGCUGGUCGGUCUGGUUUGGGUGGGGAGGUACCCAGAAGUCUGUGCGUUUAAAUCCCCACUAUGGCGAAUUGCUUGGUUUUGGACUCUUGACCAAAGUGACUCUUGAAACAAAAUUCCAGUGUGCAAAAGUUUGAAGAAUAUGACUUUUGAAAAGAAGACACAAGAGAAAAACGCUACUUAAAUUAAAGUGGUCUUUCCCACAGAAAAAAAUCUGUCAUUAAUAUAUUAUAUAUGUAUCUUAAAAGGAUACAAAAAGCUUUAAGGAUACAGUGUAGCAUAAAUGUUUUUGUAUGUAACUUUUUUAUUUUAUUAUGUAACUUUAUAAUGCACUUGAAAUGAAAAAUAAACACAACUGAAUUUUUUU